GCUUAUAUAAACCGACGACGAAGGAUUCAGAUUCGCAGAGCUCCACUCUCCGUCGUCGAGAAAACUAGCCUGUCGGAAGUCUUCUUUGGCCGAUCGCAAGCACUCAUCCACGCGAUUGGCGAUUCGCGAAUCGAGAUCGAUAAGAAAUGCUUUCAAGGAUGCAACGAGGAAUCGUGUCGUACUGCAUGUUUCUGAUGGUCGUUGGUCUCUUCGUAUCAUCGACUCCUUCGACGGACGCCGCGCCAUGGGGCCAGCUCGAAGAAGAUGACCCGGAAACACUGAUGGGGAUACUCGCUCGACUCGAUCGCACCAUCAUGCGCAAUCCAGAACUCGAAAACAACAAACGAGGCCUGGAUCUGGGCUUGAGCCGUGGUUUCAGCGGAUCCCAGGCAGCGAAACACCUGAUGGGCUUGGCGGCAGCGAAUUACGCUGGAGGACCUGGACGACGACGCCGUUCCGAGCAACCCUAGAUUUAGAACCAUCGAUUCGCUCGAUCGCACGCAUCCCGACCUCGAGCUCGAUCUUCGUCGAUGUUCAUUCGCGUUCGUUCGUACCUUUGUUCGCGACUUGCUAAUUAGUUCUCUUUUCUGACCGUUUACGCGCGCUCCAACACACACACACACACACACGCAUACUUAUCGCGUUUUCGCGCCUGUCUCCCCUGAUCGCAUCUAUUUCCCUCCUCUAGGCAGAGAUGGGCGAAAUUCUUAUCCGAAUGACGAAUCUCGAAUAAAAGACGAACGAAAUAUUAAGGCAACUUCUUCCUAGUCAUGCACAAGCAAGCAAAAGUUCAUUUAUUCGGCUCGACUUCAUGUUUGAUUAGAAUAUUCGUUCCUAGUUAUACAGUAUAUAUAUGUAAUAAUUAAGGAAAUAGUUUGGAUUUUUUCGAUGGAUCUGCCAGUGGCGGAUUAUGUAGUCUAGGACCCAGGAUAUUCAAGAAAAUUAAAACUAUAUAAAGCAAAAUAUGUAGAAUAAUUGAAUCUGUUCUUCGUUGGAUAUUAGGCUUAAAUUAGACUUCAAUGACCGAAUAAUAAUAUUGUCCAGGGCUCUAUCGAAGCUUGAUCCGCUACUGACGUCUAUACAAUCUUUCAGAAGCAUCUGAUUACCUUCCACUCCUACUAAUUUUAAUCUAUAUAUAUAUAUAUAUAUAUAUUAUUCUUAACCAAUGUACAAAAUUUCGAUCUCUUAAUUAUCGAAAUAAAGUAAGCAACUUCGAUUAAAACCUCAAUCUAAACUUACGUUUCACGUCGAACGAAUACAAGCUUAGCACGAUAAUUGUUAAAUGGAAUAAACUCAGAAUAAAUCGCUAUACACGGUGUUUUCAUUCGUCAUUUAUCGUUCGAAUAAAAUUCCGCCUGUCUCUGGUUACAACCUGGCUCCGCGCAAUUCCGAGCCAACCCGUUACAUCCUCGUCUAACAAUUAGUCCGUCGUAACCAUGAACUCGUUCGUAACUCGUCCCUGUUCUCGCAAUUUCCCUUCGACUUUUACCGUUCGCUCUCUGGUGAAUUUCAACGCGGUAGCGUACACAUAGCCCAUGUAUUCUAAUCGCCGUUGCGUCAGAUCAUUUUCAGCACACGAGUGCGAGAACGGUGGACAGAGAGGCGGAGAGGAGGUUGCAACAAAGCGACGCGUCCUCGUAGCUCUUGAUUCGAAGACGACGUUAACAAGGCAACUGACAAUUAUCGAUUCGAUUGAGAUUCAGAUGCAUGUUACGAUGGUCAGUAAACUGAUACUCGAAUAACAUACGUACACCCUUGCUAUAGUAAUCGACGAACGCAUCUGCAAUAUUAAUUAUCAUUUCCACUCUGGAACCUUUUAUCGUUUUGAAAAUGGUGUAGGUUUUAAUUUAACGCACUCUGGGUGCAAAUCAUUCAAACUACUUCUCGCAAGAUUCUUAGGGUACAUUUUUAACACUUUACCGACCGGUAGUAAUUGUACGUAUAAUAAAAUUCAAGAAUAUUCCUUAUUUUGAUAACGUAAGGAUUACGCAAUAUUUAUCUUGACCAUUAGAAACGUUUUCUCAUUAAUAUUUAUAUAAUAUUUCAUAAUUUGUAUAUUUAUCAGAAUAUACAAAUAUACAAUCGGUAAUAAAUAAAGUAUCGGUUACCAUUGCAAAAAGCAGAUUAAUAGGCUGCCAGUCGGUAAGGUGUUAAAAUAGACAGUCUAGGUAACACCAGAGAAGGUGUACAUUCACUGCUGAAGGUGAAUGUAUUACUAUUUCCAUUUAAAGGUUUCUCUCACGUUCAUCGAGUACUUUAACAGAGGCACAUGUGUGCUAGUUCACAUUUGCUAAUUUGUUCCUUUUUAUUUCUCAAUUUCUAGCAAAAUAAACACGAUAGGGAAGACAGAGUAGAUGCAUAAAAGUGCAUAGGGGGCGUGGUGCAUCUGAACUCUGUCACAGAGACCUAAUCUCAGAUGCAAUUCCGUUGCGAAAACACUUUUCUCGUGUACAUAUGUACACACGCGUGCCCUACAUUAAACUGGACGUAGAUCGUAGACAAGACAAACAGAUAUACCACGGAAAACGAGAUAAAAAUGUUUCGUUGAGCGAAUAUAGGUUCGCCUAUCGAGCCAUCGUCGCUCAAGCACUGGUCGUUUAUUAUUUAUCUUUGCAUCUGAUCGUCCUCGAAUGGCUAUACGUGUAUCGAUAUCUCCGCAGCUAUUGUAUAUUCGGAAUUAUCGUGAAUACGAGCAACGAUGUCCACGUUUUUUUUCAUCGCGAACGAACAACUAAACGGUUUAUUGAGAAGCACAAAAUGCGCUAUACGUAGUUCACGCGUUGCGGUACACCUGUGUCUACCUUUGACUAAUUGCGAAUAAACGAUACCUACUUUGAUUUACUGGCACA
This is a messenger RNA of Hylaeus volcanicus, 2849 nucleotides long. It is a transcript of the gene Dh31, whose product is annotated as diuretic hormone class 2. Gene Ontology annotation, molecular function: G protein-coupled receptor binding; diuretic hormone activity. The transcript is spliced from 4 exons. Lineage: Eukaryota; Metazoa; Arthropoda; Insecta; Hymenoptera; Colletidae. The coding region runs from base 147 to 470 and encodes 107 amino acids. Gene Ontology annotation, biological process: body fluid secretion. The record is from RefSeq and is a predicted model, not a curated record.